UUCUGUGUAGACAACUUGAACUUUGAACAGCAGGCUGGGGUGUUUUGAAGGUUACAAAUCGGGGAACAACAGGCAAUUGCCCAGAGCUUGCUGCUUGCAGUUGGCUCCCAAAGCCAUCCUGCUCCGGACGGCUUCUAGCAAGAGUUCAGGGUAAAAUGAGAACAACGGGUGGCUCUGCACGUCUUCCUCUUCCUCCUUCAAACGUUCUGCAUACCGUGCACAGACUCCAAGGAGUCUAACUUGGCUAGACCUAACAAAAGCCUUGCCUGGACCUUUACUUCGUAAUUCAGGGCUCCAGCUCAAAGUCUCCUCUUCCACUGCAGGGCAGGAAACACCACUCAGUGGUCCCUUGGCCAGCCGCCAAUGCCCCAGCUGACAGCCACCCCAGCAAGUGCCCUUGCUGAUGAGCCCGUGCACGUCCGAGCCACCGGCCUGCCUCCGAUGCAGCUGGUGACCAUCAGGGCGACUCUGAAGGAUGAGAGGGGAAAUCUGUUCCGGUCCAAAGCCUUCUACAGGGCGAACGAGGCUGGUGAGCUGGACCUGAAGCAGGAUCCUUCCUUAGGAGGCGACUACGUAGGGGUCCACCCGAUGGGCCUCUUUUGGUCUCUGAAGCCUGAGAGGCCUUUCGGGAGGCUGCUGAAGAAGGAUGUGAUGAACAGUCCCUUUUCUGUCACUCUGGACUUACACAACUCGGUUCACCUCCUGGAGUCGGCCCUGGUGCAGCCUGGAGCCAGUCAGGUGGUGCAGCGCUGGUUCCGACGCCCAGGGACGCAGCGGGUGCAGAUCCGAGAAGGCCGCCUGCGAGGAGCCCUUUUUCUCCCCCAAGGAGAAGGCCCUUUCCCUGGAAUCAUCGAUUUGUUUGGGGGCCUGGGGGGUCUAGUUGAAUUCCGAGCCAGUCUUUUGGCUGCCCGUGGCUUUGCAGUCCUGGCAUUAGCAUAUUUUGCCUAUGAUGACCUGCCCGAACAACUGCUGGAGGUGGACCUGGAAUAUUUUGAGGAAGCUGCCAACUUGCUACUAGCUCAUCCCAAGAUCCAAGGGCCAGGAAUUGGAGUGAUGUCUGUGAGCAAAGGUGCAGAGAUUGGGCUGGCCAUGGCCUGCUUCCUAAAGCAGGUGGUAGCCACUGUCUGCAUCAAUGGGACCAAUGCCAUCUUUGACUUUCCACUCAAGUACAGGGAUCUGGUCAUGUUACCCAUCCACUCCUUUAUGGAGCGCACGGACACUGACGUCUUAGGGGCCGUGCGCCUGAGCCACUUCCGGGGAGACCCCCGGGAUAAAGCGAAUCAGCAGAGCGUGUUGCCCAUUGAAAAGGCUCAAGGUCAGAUCCUCUUCAUAAUAGGAGAGAAUGACCAAUCGACAAAUAGUAGAGAAUACGCUAAGCAGGCCCUGGAGCAGCUGAAGAGUCAUGGGAAAAGCAACGGAAGGAUGCUGGUCUACCCUGGGGCAGGCCACCUCAUAGAGCCACCCUAUGCGCCUCUAUGCUACGCUUCACGGAACAAUGCCAGGUCCCUAAUCCUGCUCUGGGGAGGGGACCCGGUUGGGCACGCGGCUGCCCAGGAGCACGCCUGGGGAGAGAUCCAGAAGUUCUUCAGGCAACACCUCACACAAACCAGAAGCCAACUGUGAGCAAGGGCUAAGAGUGAGAUAAUGUAGGGAGACAAAAAAUGAGGGUAAGGCAGGGAUGUGGUGAGGAGAGGGGGCUCUCCUGAUUUCUCUCUAUUCACAGUCAUCUUGCAUGAACUGGACUACAAGUGGUCAAAAUCAAAGGACCAGGCAUAGGUUCACCUGAAAUAUUUCUGAUAAAUUGUACGACUUUGAAUUUUUGUGAAUUGAGUCUUAGUUUAUAUGCACCAGCAUUAUGUUGCUAUCUUAGUGCGAACAAUAAUCUUUUAUACCCCAGUUUGGAUCCAGGUUUUGGCAAUCUAGAUAAAUUCCCUGGAACUUCAAAGUUAUUUGUAGAAAUAUGUUUUCUGCUUGAACUAUUUUGAGUUGAGUCUGUGACACUUGAUAUGAAAAGCUCUAAUACCACCAUCAAGUGUGAUGCUUGCCAUAGAUUGCCAGUAGAUACUUUAACUUCCGUUUUGAAGAAUAGGAAUACUUCUUGUUAUUUGUGAAAGAUAUUAUCACAACUUCAAUCAGGAAUUGCAUUGAAUUUAAUCAAGUGUCUUCAUAGCAUUUAUUGAAAUUAAAUGAAUUAAUGUAUUAAAGCACUUGGAACAGUGCUUGGCACACAGAAAUUCCUAUAUGAGUUAGCUACUAUAAUUUUCAUAAUGCUUUCCUCCUUCAAUCUGAUAAUGUGGUGAAUUACAUUCAGUAAUGAACUAAUUUUGCUUUCUCAUAUUGACUAGUUUUAAAAUAUACCAUGGAGCCAAUAAAUUUUCACUCGUAUUUUCUGGAGCACAUUGUUCUCUUACAGUUUUUCACAUAUUCCUUGUUGUUUAUUUGCACGCUCUCUCUUUUUCCUUUCCAGUCUGACUUGCCCAAUACUUGUCUAUUUUGUUGAUAUUUUUCAAGAACAGCUUUAGGUUUAUCCAUCAAAUCUACUUUCUCCUGAUUCGUCAAUUUCUGUCUCUUUAAAAUGAUACCAUAUGAUUUCACUCAUAUGUGGAAUCCAAUGAACAAACUGAACUAACAAGCAAAACAGAGACAGACUCAUAGGUAAAAAGCAGGCUGACAGCUAUAGGAA
Molecule: messenger RNA, 2683 nt
Organism: Phyllostomus hastatus (greater spear-nosed bat)
Lineage: Eukaryota; Metazoa; Chordata; Mammalia; Chiroptera; Phyllostomidae
Gene: BAAT
Product: bile acid-CoA:amino acid N-acyltransferase
Exons: 4
Coding region: 364-1623 (419 amino acids)
Biological process (GO): fatty acid metabolic process; acyl-CoA metabolic process
Cellular component (GO): peroxisome
Molecular function (GO): fatty acyl-CoA hydrolase activity
Source: RefSeq, a predicted model, not a curated record